GCCCGGGCGAGAGAAGAGUCGGCGGCCGGAGCCGUCACCCCGGGCUGGACCGAGCGCAGGCGACUAAGCGUGGCGGCCCGGCCGAGGGAGGGAGCGAGCGGGCGGGCGAGCCAGAGAGCGGACGGGAGGCAGCCGCUGGCGCCCGAGGGGCCAAGAGAGAUUGUAAACCAUGGCUGUGUGGAUACAAGCCCAGCAGCUCCAAGGAGAUGCUCUUCAUCAGAUGCAAGCAUUGUAUGGUCAGCAUUUCCCCAUUGAGGUGCGGCAUUACUUAUCCCAGUGGAUUGAAAGCCAAGCUUGGGAUGCCAUCGACCUGGACAAUCCCCAGGACCGACCCCAGGCCACCCAGCUCCUGGAGGGGCUGGUGCAGGAGCUGCAGAAGAAGGCAGAGCACCAAGUGGGGGAAGAUGGGUUCUUACUGAAGAUCAAGCUGGGGCACUACGCCACGCAGCUCCAGAACACGUAUGAUCGCUGCCCCAUGGAGCUGGUCCGCUGCAUCCGCCAUAUUCUGUACAAUGAACAGAGGCUGGUCCGAGAAGCCAACAAUGGUAAUUCUCCGGCUGGAAGUCUCGCCGAUGCCAUGUCCCAGAAACACCUUCAGAUCAACCAGACAUUUGAGGAGCUGCGACUGGUCACUCAAGACACAGAGAAUGAGCUGAAGAAGCUGCAGCAGACUCAAGAGUACUUCAUCAUCCAAUAUCAAGAGAGCCUGAGGAUCCAGGCUCAGUUUUCCCAGCUGGCCCAGCUGAACCCCCAGGAGCGUCUGAGCCGGGAGACGGCCCUCCAGCAGAAGCAGGUGUCCCUGGAGGCCUGGCUGCAGCGCGAGGCCCAGACGCUGCAGCAGUACCGCGUGGAGCUGGCCGAGAAGCACCAGAAGACCCUGCAGCUGCUGCGGAAGCAGCAGACCAUCAUUCUGGAUGACGAGCUGAUCCAGUGGAAGCGGCGGCAGCAGCUGGCGGGGAACGGAGGGCCCCCCGAGGGCAGCCUGGACGUGCUACAAUCCUGGUGUGAGAAGUUGGCGGAGAUCAUCUGGCAGAACCGACAGCAGAUCCGCAGAGCUGAGCACCUCUGCCAGCAGCUGCCCAUCCCCGGCCCCGUGGAGGAGAUGCUGGCUGAGGUCAACGCCACCAUCACAGACAUCAUCUCAGCCCUGGUGACCAGCACGUUCAUCAUCGAGAAGCAGCCCCCUCAGGUCCUGAAGACCCAGACCAAGUUCGCAGCCACCGUGCGCCUGCUGGUGGGCGGGAAGCUGAACGUGCACAUGAACCCCCCCCAGGUGAAGGCCACCAUCAUCAGUGAGCAGCAGGCCAAGUCGCUGCUCAAGAACGAGAACACCCGCAAUGAUUACAGCGGGGAGAUCUUGAACAACUGCUGUGUGAUGGAGUAUCACCAGGCCACGGGCACCCUCAGCGCUCACUUCAGGAACAUGUCCCUGAAACGAAUUAAGAGGUCUGACCGUCGUGGAGCGGAGUCGGUGACAGAAGAAAAAUUUACAAUCCUGUUUGAAUCACAGUUCAGUGUUGGUGGAAAUGAGCUGGUUUUUCAAGUCAAGACCCUGUCCCUCCCGGUGGUGGUGAUUGUUCAUGGCAGCCAGGACAACAAUGCGACGGCCACUGUUCUCUGGGACAACGCUUUUGCAGAGCCUGGCAGGGUGCCGUUUGCGGUGCCUGACAAAGUCCUGUGGCCGCAGCUGUGCGAGGCGCUCAACAUGAAAUUCAAGGCCGAAGUGCAGAGCAACCGGGGCCUGACCAAGGAGAACCUCGUGUUCCUGGCGCAGAAGCUGUUCAACAGCAGUAGCAGCCACCUCGAGGACUACAACGGCAUGUCCGUGUCCUGGUCCCAGUUCAACAGGGAGAAUUUACCAGGACGGAAUUACACUUUCUGGCAGUGGUUCGACGGUGUGAUGGAAGUGUUAAAAAAACAUCUCAAGCCUCAUUGGAAUGAUGGGGCUAUCUUGGGUUUCGUGAACAAGCAACAGGCCCACGACCUACUCAUUAACAAGCCUGACGGGACCUUCCUGCUGAGGUUCAGUGACUCUGAAAUUGGUGGCAUCACCAUUGCUUGGAAGUUUGAUUCUCAGGAAAGAAUGUUUUGGAAUCUGAUGCCUUUUACCACCAGAGACUUCUCCAUCCGGUCCCUGGCUGACCGCUUGGGAGACCUGAGUUACCUUAUCUACGUGUUUCCUGACCGGCCAAAAGAUGAAGUGUACUCCAAAUAUUACACCCCAGUUCCCUGCGAGCCUGCCACUGCUAAAGCAGUGGACGGAUACGUGAAGCCACAGAUCAAGCAAGUGGUCCCUGAGUUUGUGAGCGCCUCUGCGGACUCUGCCGGGGGCAGCGCCACCUACAUGGACCAGGCCCCCUCCCCAGCCGUGUGCCCCCAGGCUCAUUAUAACAUGUACCCACAGAACCCUGACCCCGUCAUCGACAACGAUGGGGACUUCGAUCUGGACGACACGAUGGACGUGGCGCGGCGCGUGGAGGAGCUCUUAGGCCGGCCUAUGGACAGUCAGUGGAUCCCCCAUGCGCAGUCGUGACCCCCCGUGGCCACCUCCAGCUUCUUCAUCCUCGCCAGAGGAGUUACUUUUGUGGAUGUUUUAAUUCCAUGAAUCGCUUCUCUUUGGAAACAAUACUCAUAAUGUGAAGUGUUAAUACUAGUUGUGACUUUAGUGUUUCUGUGCAUGGUGGCACCAGUGAAGGGAAUGUGAGUGUGUGGGUGUGGGUGAGUGUGUGAGAUUGCACGUUGGGCUGUUUCUUCCCCUUGCUGUCCGGAGUUUAGCUGCAGCACUGGGGCCACAAACAGAGGCUGUGGUUGUUUUAACCUUGUGCAGAAAGGCAGUUAGUUCCAUGAACCCUGGAACUUGGCCACGUGUUUUGAGGGUGACUGAACUUUGACAUGUGGCUGUUCAAGUGAGAGAAGGACAGAGGGAGGUGAAAGCACCUCGUGUCUGGUGAGUCUUUGUCACUGUGUCUGCCAAGCCAUUGAUACAUAAACAUGAUUGUCUCCACUUUUCUUCUGAAACGUAGAAGCUGCCUUUUCACAAAGAAAACCAGUCCUCCCUCCUUCCGUGUCCCCCAGUUCCCGUUUUCCUCGGUAGGGAUGGGAGAAGGGGGGACAUACAACAAUCGCUGGGGCAAGGGAAGAUAUGGGUUUUCUGAUGGGUAGUGGCUUUUCAAAUAACCCGUAACCCGUC
Physeter macrocephalus (sperm whale) is the source of this 3190-nucleotide messenger RNA. It is a transcript of the gene STAT5B, whose product is annotated as signal transducer and activator of transcription 5B. The coding region runs from base 170 to 2533 and encodes 787 amino acids. NCBI's taxonomy places the organism in Eukaryota, Metazoa, Chordata, Mammalia, Artiodactyla, Physeteridae. The transcript has 19 exons. Gene Ontology annotation, molecular function: DNA-binding transcription factor activity, RNA polymerase II-specific; RNA polymerase II cis-regulatory region sequence-specific DNA binding. The record is from RefSeq and is a predicted model, not a curated record. Gene Ontology annotation, biological process: defense response; cytokine-mediated signaling pathway; growth hormone receptor signaling pathway via JAK-STAT.